AUGGGGAGGCGGAAGCGGACACUGGACGUGGACCUGCUAGAGCGCAGUGGUGUGGCGGCCGGCGGGAAGAGCCGGGGAAGGUGUACAAUGGCGGUCGGCGGCCAGCGCUGCGGCGGCCGAGCCCCAGCCCGCUUCCUUUUGAGCGUCGAGCGGCGGCCAUCCGAGCUGACGCGGCUGCGUCUGCUUGAGCAGAACCACCUCACCGAGCUUGCCUCCCUUCGGACGGCGGAGAAGGAGAAGGUGGAGGAUCUGAGCUGGCGGCUGACGGAGGUGGAGAAGCAGCGCCUUGCGCUGCAGGAGGAGGUCACCACCAAGUCCACGGAGCUGACGGCUACCGCCAAGCGCUGGACGGACGAGAUUGGCGCGCUUGAUCGCGGCUUGUCGGCGGCCUUCCCGGAGACGCAGGAUGCGGCGCUAGCGGCCGUUGGCGUUGCACGCGAUGCCAGGAGGCGGACGACUGGCGAGGGCAGCUCUGAGUACUUCACCAUGGAGGACUACAUGGCGUCCAUGGCUGCCCGCGUCGAGCCCAUCACCAAGCUUGGCUGGGAGCUUCGGAAGGCGGCUGAGGAGCUGGUGCCGAUGCUGUGGCCCGCGGAGGCGGUGCCGCAAGAUAUCUCCAGCCUCACCUCCUUGAUGGAACGGGCGCCGGAUCGCUUCCUCUACUGGAGGGAGUCGGCCACGCGCGCUGCAGACACCACAUCACUGGCCAUUAAGAAUGACUACUACAUCCUUUGGUUCCUUGCUGAAUAG
Messenger RNA from Lolium perenne, 750 nucleotides. Lineage: Eukaryota; Viridiplantae; Streptophyta; Magnoliopsida; Poales; Poaceae. The record is from RefSeq and is a predicted model, not a curated record.